AUAGUUACUUGUUUAAAAUGCAUUGGAAUUGAUGGGUGUAAUUAAACAACUCGAUUUUUAACACGGCCGAACAUGUCCAAAACAAGACUAGAUCGGUUGGUCCACAGAUGUUGGCUCACUGUAAUAUUCCUACAUAUAACACUGCAACGUAUUAGCAAAUUAAGGAAAAUUCCAAAAAACUAAUCACAUUUCAAGACACAAGAAUUAUUAGAACGGUUAGAUAUGAUGCUGUAUAUACACUUAAACUAGAUCUAUGGAAAAUCUCAUUGAACAAAUUUGAAAUUGUUUUUCAGUUAAUUUGAGAAAAAAGACGGAUUAUAGAUUUUCAAUUGUACAUCAUUGCGUUGAUGCGCGACUUGAGAAAAACGAAACUGAUAAUGAACACAAGUAAAACAAAAUUAAAAUUAAUUAAAGGCACUUUUGCUUUCAACAAAGUUCAUUUUUUGAAAAAAAAAAAGUUCAUUUUUGGAGUAAAGUCCCCAGUGUUUUCACCAAAAAAAAAAAAAGUCCCCAGUGUCCCACGUACUACAUUUAACAAAACCCUAAGCGUCCUUCAAAUUACUAAUCGAUCUCAAAUUUACCACUUAAUUAUAUCUUACAUCAAUGGUACGAGCUUUAAUUUUUUUUUUAAUUGUAUAAGCUAUACUUUUAAUAAACCCUGGAAACACAGUGAUAAUUUUUUUUGACGAAACUGAAUAUGAGAAAUAUGCUAAAAGAAUUUAAAUUAUUGUUGACCACAAAUUCUCACACCAUCUCUCUUAUCUUCACAGUUUCAACUUUUCUUUCAGAUUAAAUUGAAUAUAUAAAUAUGUGAUUGUUCUUUUCAUUAUUUGUACUCAUAACCUACUUGAAUUAUUGGUCUCUUGAAUAGUUUUUAAGUUACAGUUCAACUGUACGGAUGUAAUUCUUGUGAUGUUCAAGAACUAUUAAAUAAUAAGAGAAAUGAAUUUUGAGGAGCAAGAAGAAGAAAUGGAGAUGUCGGGUGUUCAUCCCUCUGGCGGUUACGACUCUCUGAGCGGUGAGGGAGCCACGUCCAGCGGCGGUGGCGGAGGAGGAAGGAGAACUAGCGUUGGAGAGAAGACAAGGUAUAGAGAGUGCUUGAAGAAUCAUGCCGUUAACAUCGCUGGCCACGCCGUUGACGGCUGCUGCGAGUUCAUGCAUUCAGGUGAAGAUGGUUCGCUCGACGCUCUCAAGUGUGCAGCUUGUUGCUGCCACCGCAACUUCCACCGUAAGGAAACCGAAAUGAUCAGCGGCAGGGCCCACAUAGUUCCGACGUACUUCAACCGCCCGCCUCAGCUGCCGCCGCCAGGAUACAGGCAACCGGCUGCCUCGGCGGACGAGGAGGAUACAUCUAACCCGAGCAGCAGCGGCGGAACCAAGGCUAAGAGGUUUAGAACGAAGUUCACGGCGGAGCAGAAGGAGAAGAUGUUUGCAUUCGCGGAGAGGUUAGGGUGGCGGAUGCAGAAGCACGAUGACGUGGCGGUUGAGCAGUUCUGUGGAGAGACGGGUAUUAGGAGACAAGUGAUUAAAAUCUGGAUGCAUAACAACAAGAACUCUCUUGGUAAGAAACCCUAAUUAUUCUCCGACAUAUGGUUUAAGUACAAGAGGGAUCAUCAUUGCUUCUUUUCUUUUUGGUAAUGACUCUUUUGUAACUAGCUACUUGUACUUCUGGACAUGCUUUCUUCUUCUAGUUAAUAAUUUAAUCUAGUACUUUGGAAGGGUUUAAGACGAUUGUGAUUAACUACUCCAACUUUGGUUUGAAUGGUUAAGUUGAUAAAUCUACCUCCUAUAUUAUAUGA
Messenger RNA from Brassica rapa (field mustard), 1799 nucleotides. Its product is annotated as zinc-finger homeodomain protein 2. Gene Ontology annotation, cellular component: nucleus. Gene Ontology annotation, molecular function: DNA-binding transcription factor activity; transcription cis-regulatory region binding. Lineage: Eukaryota; Viridiplantae; Streptophyta; Magnoliopsida; Brassicales; Brassicaceae. Gene Ontology annotation, biological process: regulation of DNA-templated transcription; regulation of developmental process. The record is from RefSeq and is a predicted model, not a curated record.